Molecule: messenger RNA, 3814 nt
Organism: Equus caballus (horse)
Lineage: Eukaryota; Metazoa; Chordata; Mammalia; Perissodactyla; Equidae
Source: RefSeq, a predicted model, not a curated record
CCAGCCACGGGCCCAGCCCCAGCCCCAGACCAGCAUCAUGGGCAGGCCCCAGCCGGCUGCCCUUGGGGGGCACCUGGGUGGUGGGCAUCUAGCCUGGCAGAGGUGAAAGGGCAGGUCCUCCAGAGGCAGGACAUCCCAGGAGGCCAAGCCUGGGGCCCAGCCCCAGCGGUCGUGUGCCUCUGGACGGGCCUCUGGGAAGAGCAGGAACAGUGUGGGUGGGGUGGACCCAGGGCCAGGAAGGAUGGGGUGAGGUGGGUAGUUCUGGGGCUGCAGCCACAGAGAAAGCUUGGGCCAGCCCCAAGAGGUGGAGAAGCAUGAGGCCUGUCGGUGGCAAGGGGGACACAGACCCAACCAGAGUCAACAUUGAGCGGGGCCGGGUGCGGGGGAAGGCUACACGUGCAGACCGCAGCCUCCCCGGCUCUCUGCAAGCACGCAGCACCCGAAUCAUGAACUCUCUCGCUUAUUCUCGGGCACAAGAGCUCCCGCCGCGCAGGAAGCUGCCCUGGGGCACUGGUGCGAGGCCCCCACGCCGUCACCCGCCUGCGGGGCGCGCACGCGUGCUCGCCAUCGCCGGGAAGGUGCAGGGCCGAGGGGCGCAGGCAUGGGCCGGGGACGCGCAGGGAGCCACGCCGCCGGUCGGCCCCGAGUCUUCUGCGCGCCCUCCCCCGCCCGCGGCCGAAGGGUUAAAGCAGGGGGGCGGGCCACCGCGCGGACGGCCACCCAUUCCAGCCAAUGACGGGCGCGCCUGCCUGGGCCCGCCCUGCUGGAGGGGAUCGAGGGGGCGCGCGUGGCGAGGGCGGGCGGGGCAGGAAGGAAUUCCGAGGGAGGUGAGCCCGGCGGUGCUGAGCUCUCCUCCAGGCGCAGGAGGGGCCAGGAGCCUGGCUGUGCCCCGCAAGACCUCUUCUCCACUCACAGCCUCAGUUUCCCCACCUUCACAGUGAGAGGCAUGGGUGCUUGCCUGCGGCGGGCAGAGCCCAGGUUGGGGGACAGGAGUCAGUUCAAGGGGACCAGGGGCAGGCAGACCAGGAAGCUCUGCCCCACCAGGGUGGACCCGUCUCCUGCAGGGGCAACCCCUUCUGGCCUGUCCCCCUCCCUGGCCUCCCGACCUGCAGUCCUGGCUGAGUUGCCCGAGCUCCAGCCUGGAGCCCGGGGAACCCCAGCGGCCUCCUGGCUCACCCCCUCCAGCAGUUCCUUCUUCCCCAGCUCUCUAGUCCUGAAGAUACACCAACCUCCCAAAUUGCAGCGUGUGCCGUGGUUAUGGCCGUGCCGCUGGGGGGGUGGGGGGGGGGCCUCACCUCCCUGAGCCUGGUGCCCCCAUCCUAGGGGCUUGAUGAAACCUGACUCACAGCUGGUACUGAGGUCCAAACCGGGAUGCUGGGUGUAGGCCGCUGGCACAGGGCCCAGAUCCCAGCUGGUGAGGACAGUGAUGCUGGUGACGACUGUCCUGCCUUCCAGUCACCUGUAGGGGAAAGACCAGACACCUUAGCAUGUUACAAACACAAGGCCCAGCCAAAGCCCUCCUCUUCCAGGAAGGCUUCCUGCCUUGUGGGACUGACCGCCCAGAACCCCUGUCUCACCCUGGGGCCGAGCACAAAGGAAGAGCCCAGGAAAUGUGUGUGGCUCAUUAAAUGCCUCUCUCUGGAAGCCCUGUGGCUCCAGAAAUCUCCCAGACCCAGCGAAUCAGGGAAGGGGAGGGGCUUCUUCCCCAGUGAGCUGCAGUCGGCAUCCAGCAUCAGCAGGGGUGCGCAUGAGGAGCCCCGGCCCAAGGGGGCAGUGCUCUCUGCCCUGGACUCUGCAGGACAGUCCCUGUGCCUCCCACACCACCCGCCUGUGAGGGAGCCAGGUCCGGUGAGCUGCACACAGAGCCGUGAGGAGUCUGGACUCACCAGCCCUGGAGAUGGCGGGAAACUGCUCCUGGGAGCCCCAUCCCAGCAACAGGAACAAGAUGUGUCCCGGUGUGAGCGAGGCCCCAGAACUCUACAGCCGCGGCUUCCUGACCAUCGAGCAGAUCACCAUGCUGCCCCCACCGGCUGUCAUGAACUACAUCUUCCUGCUCCUGUGUCUGUGCGGCCUGGUGGGCAACGGGCUGGUCCUCUGGUUCUUCGGCUUCUCCAUCAAGAGGAGCCCCUUCUCCACCUACUUCCUGCACUUGGCCAGCGCCGACGUGGGCUAUCUCUUUAGCAAGGCCGUGUUCUCCAUCCUGAACACAGGCGGCUUCCUGGGUGCGUUUGCCGACUACAUCCGCGCCGUGUCCAGGAUCCUGGGGCUCUGCAUGUUUCUCGCCGGCGUGAGCCUCCUGCCGGCCAUCAGCUCGGAGCGCUGCCUGUCGGUCAUCUUCCCCGCCUGGUACUGGCGCCGGCGGCCCAAGCGCCUGUCGGCUGUAGUGUGCACCCUGCUCUGGAUCCUCUCGCUCCUGGUCACCAGCAUCCACAACUACUUCUGUGUGUUCCUGGGCCGCCAGGCCUCUGGGGCGGCCUGCAGGCACAUGGACGCCUUCCUGGGCAUCCUGCUUUUCCUGGUGUUCUGCCCGCUGAUGGUGCUGCCCUGCCUGGCGCUCAUCCUGCACGUGGAAUGCCGGGCCCGGCGGCGCCAGCGCUCCGCCAAGCUCAACCACGUCAUCCUGGCCAUGGUCUCCAUUUUCCUCGUGUCCUCCAUCUACUUGGGGAUCGACUGGUUCCUCUUCUGGGUCUUCCAGAUCCCGGCCCCCUUCCCCGAGUACGUCACCGACCUGUGCAUCUGCAUCAACAGCGGCUCCAAGCCCGUCGUCUACUUCCUGGCCGGGAGAGACAAGUCACAGAGGCUGUGGGAGCCUCUAAGGGUGGUCUUCCAGCGGGCCCUGCGAGACGGCGCCGAGCUGGCGGAGGCCGGGGGUGGCACGCCCAACACGGUCACCAUGGAGAUGCAGUGUCCCUCCGGGAACGCCUCCUGAGAGCCCAGCACCUGGAGAGGAGGCAGAAUCCAGGAGCAGCCUGUGGCCUCCAGAGACCCUUUCCCGCAGGACAGGAGCUGGGCAGCCGCCUUGGUGCCCAAGGGCAAGGAGAAAAGUCUGCUUCCCACACUCCUGCCUCCUUCUCCCUGGGCGAGGCUCUGGGGUGGCCAAGGGACCGAGCAACCACCUGCAAACAGAGCCCAUGGCCCCGCUGGGCUCUCCCAGCCAUACUCCUCCUUCAGUGACCCAUUAUACAGAAAUUGUCCCAGGCAGUGGGCCAGGUGGUGGCCUGCAGGCUGGUGAGGCAGAGAGCAGGGGUCACGCAGCCCCGUCCGACUCCUGCCCCUGUGGUCAGCCCUCCUUGGAAAUGACACAGCUGGCACCAUCGCCAUCCAGCCAGCAGCUUUGUCCCCGCCACUGGGGCACUUGCUCUUCCCAUUGCAUCCUCUCAAGGCAACAUGAGCGAGCAGACCCGAGGGAAUGGUGCUUUCUGGGAGAGGGUACUGGCGACCCGCCCUGGGGCUCCGCCUUUCUGCCAAUGAUGUCCCGCCCCAGCCCCCAGAUGAAUCCUCUGCUGACUUUCCUGGGACAGUCUUGGUCAUGGCGAGUGGCUGGAGACGGAAGGGACCUUCGGCCAGCUGGGGUGGGUCACUCUCUUUUCGGACUCCAUGCCCGCCAGCUCCAGCAGCCUCCGGAGUGCACGGUGUGUCCGAGCUGCUGUCCACCCGGUCCUCAGGGCUCCAGGCUCCAACCCCCACCCGAAAGUGGGCACUGGCUCUCCCUGGCCCCCCAGCCCACCUGCAAGCCCCGCGGCCCCGCGUAGCCGGAGCAAGUUUGAUGAGAGACCAUAAAUGUGUAUCAAUAAACGUUUUAUAUCUUGCACUG